AUGGCCAGAGACGUCAGUCCUCUGAGCCUCAUGCCUUUGUCUGCAAGGCACCAGCAAUGGGUUGGAGCCUCUCUGGGCGUCGUCCCCCCCUUCUUUCCCCUACGUUCACUAAUUUUUUACUACUUCCUGUCAUGUGCAGCAGCAGCAGGCAGUUUGCCCGGCAUAGAACAUGACUAUGGAAUUAGCCCCAAAUUUGUUUGCACUCCAAUUCCCCCAGAAGCCGACCCCAGUUGCUAUUCUCCACCCAGUGUGCCCCAUGGACCAAGCAGUAACGGCCACACUAAUGGCCACAAUGGCAGUAACCGGCGAGCAAUGAUGUCCGACGAGGCCAAAGCCACCAUCUUGCACCUGCGUGAGAGCCUUGUGAGGCAAAAGGAGACCAUCCUGGACCAGCGGGAGACCAUCAGGGAGCUGACUGCCAAGCUCACCUUGUGCGAGGGCUUCGGUGGUCACCAUAGUGUUGGUCACCAUGACAACCACCAUGAAAAUCAUCACGACAACCAUCACGAUACCCAUCAUGAUAACAACCAUGAUGAUCACCACGGGCAGCACAGCAGCCACCAUACAUCAUCACACCACGGGCCUUCGACGUAUCACAGCAACGAUCACCACUACUCCCACGGCAGCCACAGGUCAGAUCCCCACCACAGGAAGGGCUCAUCAUACGGAAAACACAGCUCCUUCUCCCCUGAACAGACAGGCAAAACACUGCAGACACUGAAGGAGAGGCUGGAGAACUUGCAGGCCAGGAACUCCUCCAGCUCCUACUCCAGCUCCCUGAGGGAACUCCUCCAGCGGAAGAUCACCGCUCUGGAGGAGCAGCUGCACAGCUACUACAGAGAUCACCAUGACUACGGUCACCAUAACGACCACCAUGAUGAUCACCAUGACGACCACCACGACGACCACCACGAUGACCGCAACCAUCGCAGCAUCCACCAUGAUGACCACCAUGAUGACCAUCAUGAUGAUCACCACGAUGACCACCACGAUGACCACCACGGUCGCCACGAUGAUCACAGUGGCAGCGAUUACCACGAUGAUCACUACGACUAUCACCACGGACCAGGACACUACGAUGACCCCCACGAUGAUCACCAUGAUAAUCACCAUGGCAACGACCACCAUGACGACCACCACGGUAUCGAUCAUCCACCACAGCGGCCGCCUUUCAGCAGCAAAGAGACAAGUCCACGGGGCACGGGGCACAACAAGCUGGAAACAGUGCUCAGCCAAAUUCACCACGGCAACAGUGACCACGGAAACCAGAAGCUAAAGCUAAAGAGUCCCAACGCGUUCCUGCUCGACUUCCCAAUGAGAACCAACUACAUGUACGCCCGGAUGAAGCGGUCAGUGGUCAAUGAGAUCUUUGCCCUGACAAUUUGCCUGUGGCUGAAGGCAGGAGCAGGUCCUGGCCUCGGUACUCCCUUCUCCUACGCCAUACCUGGACAAGCCAAUGAGUUGGUGCUUAUUGAAUGGGGCAGCAACCCCAUGGAGCUGCUGAUCAACGACAAGGCGGUGACAUUGCCCAUAACCAUGACAGAUGGGAAGUGGCAUCACAUGUGCGUGACGUGGUCGACUCGAGAUGGUAGCUGGGAGGCCUACCAGGACGGGGUGAAGAAAGGCUCAGGGCAAAACCUGUCAUCCUGGCACCCCAUCAAACCAGGAGGGACCUUCAUCCUGGGCCAGGAGCAGGACACGAUGGGAGGCCGCUUCGAUGUCACUCAGUCCUUCAUGGGAGAGUUGUCUGAUCUCCAGUUCUGGUCCAGAGUCCUGACUCCCACUGAGAUCUACAGCCAGGCCACCUGCGGAGGCCACCUCAUUGGUGAUGUCAUGUCCUGGUCGGAGGAGUCAGUGGAGCUCCACGGAGGGCUCACCGAGUUCCCAUUUGAGCCCUGCCACUAA
Molecule: messenger RNA, 1905 nt
Organism: Morone saxatilis (striped sea-bass)
Lineage: Eukaryota; Metazoa; Chordata; Actinopteri; Moronidae
Product: neuronal pentraxin-1
Exons: 6
Coding region: 1-1905 (634 amino acids)
Source: RefSeq, a predicted model, not a curated record